Strongylocentrotus purpuratus (purple sea urchin) is the source of this 2987-nucleotide messenger RNA. Its product is annotated as galactosylceramide sulfotransferase. The record is from RefSeq and is a predicted model, not a curated record. Gene Ontology annotation, biological process: glycolipid biosynthetic process. Gene Ontology annotation, cellular component: membrane. The transcript has 3 exons. The coding region runs from base 617 to 1984 and encodes 455 amino acids. Lineage: Eukaryota; Metazoa; Echinodermata; Echinoidea; Camarodonta; Strongylocentrotidae. Gene Ontology annotation, molecular function: galactosylceramide sulfotransferase activity.
GUAGCUAAAAAACCUCUCAUUUCAUUCUACUUAAAGGUCAAAUCCAUAUUAAAGCAAUUGUAAGCGUUAUUCUGGGACUUUUGACUAAGGAGUAAUGGACAUAGGGUCUUGAGAUGAGUAAAUCUAAAGAUCUCAUUGAAGCGUGUAAAUCUCUAUUGUACCAUAGUCUGCCUUGUGGAAAUAUAUGCUGGUCGAUCUUCCUCAACAUGCGCAAAAGAGUAAGUCAUGUUAUAAUCACUUCUACUUCAAAUAUGAUCCACUUUCGUAAAAUCAGUACUACUGUGAAAUACCAUAUGAACAUCUUCAAUAUUUUCUAAACGGGAAGCUUCAACCUAUUUCGUGAGUUAAUGGUUAACGGCAACCCUGAAAGUGAAACAGCGAGAGUGCUUCACUACGUUCGAUCUUCCGAAUGUCGUAACACGUACUGAUAUACGGCCUGGGCCCUAUAGUGUAUGUAACCAAUGGUCAUCAUUGUUUGACCUCCAGAUUCAGCUUGUCUACAUAUAAAAUGCUGGUGUGAACACGGAAUUUCGUUUCCACGAGAAGGUCGACGUCUUCAUUUAUUUUGAUCUUCUUAACCCGUCUUCUUCAAAGUCAUCAAGCAGACGGAUUAACGAUGAAUCCAAACGGUCGGGUAAAGACGAGCAGGCCUGACGCUACCCCUUCUGUCAACCAAACUUCACCGGGAAAACAUGUCAAGUCGACUAUCUUACCGCUGUGCUGUCUGGUGGUUGUGCUCUGUAUCUAUCUCCCGACGAGGACCAAAUUCGCCACGCCCAUAGUAGAACCAGUGCCUAGCCCCAGAAUACCCAGAUUUCACCCAUUGAUCGAGGGAUCUGGUCUAAAGACAGACUCAUCAAAAAACGAAAGCAGUUUGACGUUUUCCACUGCAGAUGCAUCACCAAGCCUUACAAGAAGUUUGUCCAGAACAUCGAUCGUCACCCAAGCUAGUCCAGAUCUCACUACAUCCAGUCCUCCGGACCCACAACACAGUUGUAAUCCCGUGGAAAGGAUAGUCUACGUCAAAACGCACAAGACGGGCUCCACAACCACUGCAUCCAUAUUGGAGCGAUUUGGAUACCUGCGUAAUUUGAGUUUCGCCAUGGGUAAAGGAAGUCAUAUCAUAUCAAACGAGCAAUUGUUCAAACGAUCAAUGCUAUACCAAAUCCCGAACAGAACUCGGCAAGAUUUCGACAUGCUUGUAAACCAUGUUCGAUAUAACAGGAAUGAAAUGGAUGUUGCCGUGCCAGGGGCCAAGUAUGUCACCAUUAUAAGAGAUCCCGUGACCCAGCUUGAGUCGGCCUUCGGGUAUUUUGAGAUGGGCAAUCACCUUAAAAUUGUUUCGAAAAACCCGUUUGAGACUUUCAUGUCUCAGCCACAGAAGUACUACGCAAUGAAAACAUACUUCUGGACAAGGAGUAGAAAUGGACAGAUUUAUGAUUUAGGUUUCGACCACGAAAACGAUGAAAAUGUAGCAAAAAUUCAGGAAAAAAUCGACAAGCUCUCCAAAGAGAUAGAUCUGGUUAUGAUCACUGAAUAUUUCGAAGAGUCGCUCAUUCUUUUACGAAAGCUUUUGUGUUGGGAUUAUUCAGACAUUCUCUACAUCUCAAAUGGGAUCCGUAGUAAAAGUCACAGAUUCGCUGUCAACCAAGACAUGGCGAAUAAAAUCAGAGCAUGGAGCGCGGCUGAUGUCAUGCUCUACGAACACUUCAAUCGAACAUUUUGGAAAAAGGUGGAUGAAUACGGACCAAGCUUCCAAGAAGAUUUGGCGCAUUUUAGAGAAAUCGAAACAAAUGCUAUGAAUAUGUGUAUUAAUUUGAAGAAGAAUAACACUGGGGAUAAGAGAGAAGAUAAACUCACGUUGAAGAAUAAUUCUGAGUUCUGUCAAGACCUUAUUCGCGCUGACGUACCUUAUACGUCUUUGAUUCGAAAAGGUAUGGUGCGUCGUGCUGCGGAGGAAGCAGCGAAGAGAUCAGCACCUUGAUAUAAUAUUCACCUCUUUGAUACUUUAUUUAUUAUAGGUGCCUUCUGUUAUUUAUCAUCAACUCGUGGGUAGGCUGAGAAUAGGAGAAUGUCAUAACAAUGAUUGGUGUAUCAUUAUGCGGACAUGACUACAAUGUGUCAAUGAAGAUAAUGUAACGCCGCAUCUCAGUCGUGUGCAAUCCAGUCACAAACAGUGUAUACCUACAUGUACAAACAAAUUAGAUCUGUUGGUGAGUGAAAAUACCACGAGUCCAAGUUAGGAUUAGACGCCAUUUAUGAUACAAGGAUUUAUUAUGCUGAAUAUUUUCAUCUAGGUUUCAACUCGUUAAGGGGCAUGUGACAGACAUCAACCCUACUUCUGGCAGAAACUCUUUAUAAUACAUGUACCUACAGGUAAUGCUGAACAUUCUCCGCAAGGUUUCAACCCGUUACCUUUUUUUCGCUACAUGAGCUUAAAUGUUUUGGUCCACUGUCAUGGCCCUAAUGACAGCCUCCACCGCACUGUGCCAUUCAGUCGUCCAUUUCUUUUUAUCAUGGUUUUGUCCAUGUAUCAUUGCUAUGUACAUGAACAACGCUAUUCCCCCACCCCACCUCCCCCCAUAGUGUGAGCCUCUCCGGCUCCCGAUCUGAUAUGCCUCUUGCAUGUGCAUGGGCGUAUUUCAUUUGCGUUAUUACACCCCCCCCCCCCCCUCCACUCAGUGUUAUUAAGGGUACGCAUUAUGCAUGUUCCCUCACUUUGAAAGCACACCCCUCCUAUAUCCAGUGUGUAAAGUCAAUACGGGCCGGACUUUACUGGAGAUUUUUUGGAACGAAUGCGGUCCCUCGGACCUGGGGGGGGGGGGGGGGGGGGGUAGUAGGUGGUUCUGAUAUUUGCACGUGCUUUAUAUACCAUCGUCACGCUCAUAAUUUUGGCGCGUCAAAAUAUCGAAUCAGUCGCUGACACAGUCCAUUUUAUGACUUGCAAAUGACUUGAAGUACCUUGAAGUACCUUCAAACAAAGUACA